Molecule: messenger RNA, 13504 nt
Organism: Xyrichtys novacula (pearly razorfish)
Lineage: Eukaryota; Metazoa; Chordata; Actinopteri; Labriformes; Labridae
Source: the annotation of a GenBank genome assembly
GUCUCAACAACAACAACAAUAGUCGCUCUAACACACACACACACACACACACACACACACACUCAUGAUCUCAUCUCCACAGCAGCACAGGUAGUUGUCAGAAAAUGAAGACGUAUUUGUCUGAUCCGGACAUAGCUGUGUGACAGCCACCCCCCCACACACACACACACCUCGCCUGGAGAAAGCCUCACGCCUGGGGGCAACACACACACACACACACGUAUACACACACACACACACACACACACACAGACGGUGACUGAGGAGGAGUCAGAGGGCCAAAGGGAGGAGGGAGCAGGAGAGGAAAGGGAGUGUUUUUGUCUCUCUCUCUCAAAGCGAAGAGUCAGACACUCGAGUGAUCAGUCGCUCGCUCAGUCAACAGGUUCACAGGAUACUGAGGUCGAGUCAGAGGCUGAGAGACGGCGAGCGAGCGAGCGAGCGAGCAGACGCAGCGGCUGCUCAGAGACACUUCAGCAGCUGUGAAGGAGGACACCCAAACCUGCCUUAUGUGUGGCUCCUCUCAAGGCUUCACGGUGAGUUUAAUUCACCGUUUUAUAACGACUCUGAAGGUUUUUAAACUCUGUAUUUCUGAGUGACACGGUCGUCCUGCAGGUGAGAGGAGUCAAUCAGAGAGCGCUCUCUAAAUUCAGUGAGGUGAGGAGGAGGAGGAGGAGGAGGAGGUGCUGGAGGAGCCCCAGCUGUGCGUCUUUGACUCAUGUCUUGAUUUCCAGAGUAUAUUUACUGCUGUGUCACCAGGUUGAGGGUUUCACACUGAGACGCUGUCUCUGCCUCACAGUCAUUUCAGAGCCGCUGUGGUCGGACUUCAGAGAAAAGAGGAUGAAAUAACAUUUGUAAAUCUCACCUCUGCUCCUUUAAUCUGCAUGUUUGAACUCCGUCAAUGAGGAGAGGACUUUCUUCAGACUCAUCAGAAGUUCAGACCAGUUUGUGGGUGACUGUGUCAGAGUGACACAGGUGUUCACAGAAAUAUAUUAGCGCCUUAUCUGUCACUAUCAGAGCGGAGAACUGAUGAGAGGAAGUCUGAGCAUUGUCUUUCAAUCACAGGUCGUCUUUCUCUAUUUCACUGUUUCAUCACUUCAGUCCAGGACUUCAGACUUUGUCAGAGGAUCCACCUGAGUGAGGAGGAGGAGGAGGAGGAGGAGACUCUGGGAUAAUCUCAAAGACAGACAGAGAGGAGGUCCUGAAGUGGCUUGGGGCCAGGUCUCCGUCACUUCAGAGGAAGUCUGCUCGAUUCACUCAGAGCGCUGAUUUCCUCGUGAAAGUGGUCCUGCUUUAGGGAUGACGUGAACAGGAACCCCUCUUAUAGCCCGGGGGCCGUGAUUCAGAGAGUCACAGGAUGUGUGGGACAGGAGGGGGGGGGACGGGACGGCGAGCAGGAGAGGUCCACUUUGAAGUUUGUUUGUCCGGUAGAACCAGUCGAUGGGAAAGUAAGAAUUUCCUCUGAGUGUCUUUGUCCAAAACAUCCCGACUCUCUGCUGCCGCCGCCGCCGCUGUCGUCUCCUCUGUCAUCUUUAGAGAUCAGCUGUUUCUGUUCUUCAGAUUUUAGGAGGAAAAUAAAAAUAAUCAACAAUCAGACUUUACUCCCUCAGCCUGAAUCUACGUCUGUAACCCUUUAAUGACUGAAAACACAAAUUAUGGACAAAAAAUUCAGGUUUUUUGGAGCUGAAAUGUUUAUUUCAUUUACGACUGAAAACCAAAAAAAUCAAAAUGUCCUUAAAAUUUAACAAAUAUAUUUAUUUCUCUGGUUUGAUACAUGAGAUAAACUACAGGAGGACGUUUUGAUCGUUUAUCAGACUGUAUUCAGGUGUUUUUCAGUCAUUUAUUGAUCAUAUUGAUUUGAUAAAAGUGAAUAAAAGUGUGAAUCAAAUAUGAUAAAAAGGCAUUAAAGGGUUAAAUCGAGAUUUUAGGAGGAAAAUGGAAAAUAAUCAACGAUCAGACCUCACUCCCAACAUCUCUGUCUCCUCCACAGGCCUCCUCCUCCUCCUCCUCCUCCUCCUCCUCUCAGAGCUCCACCGCCAUGUUCACCUCAGGAAGGUCGCCUCAAAGCUCAGGGGUCAUCACAGCGGCGACGCCAGAGCCUCGAGACGGCGACAUGGCGUCGUGGAGAGAGGAGGACUUUGAGGAACAGUGCACUUACAUGGUGAAGGACCAGCCUCUUGAAGAGGAGCCGGACAACAAGAGCGGGACCCGAGCCCAGAGAUCCUUACCCAGAAACCUGGUCCUGAAACGCUCACAGGACUCCGAGGAGGUACGCGGUGAAGACCACCUGUUUUUUUUAUUUUAAAGUGGAUUAAAGAUGCAGCUGAUGUUUCUGUGCGUCACACAAACAUCCUCCGCUCCACUCAUCCAUCCUCAGACAGGAAGUACUUGACAUGUUGUUGUCUAAAUUUGGCCUUUCCUCCUCGCUACGGCGGAUGUGUUUAGGCAAAGCGAAGAGAAGCACACAGCCUGGGGUCUCUAUGAUCAGACAAGACCCCUCAGUCCGGGGUCUGUAAUGAGGCCCACCAUGAGGAGGGACAGGGGUUCAAAGAGGAGGAUCUCUGAGGUCUAACUGGUCGGUGAUGUGGUGACUUCUCGGUGAAAGAUUAACUCUGCGGUUUGUUUGUUUGUGGAGCGGAAACAAGAUUAGAGUUGAACUUGUGCAGAUGAGAGAUAGAGAUCAGAGGAAGCAGGUGAGAUACCUGAGCCACCACUUUAACCUUCUGAUGACCUCCGUCUGGAGGAAGAGCAGGAGGAGUUCAGGUCGUCUGCAGCCCCAGAGAGCUCAGACAGGGACAGUCAGAGGACAAACUUCAGGACUGAGGAUCAGGGGUUCAGGGUCUGUUUGAGAGAGAGAGGACGUUAGCAUGUCGGCAUAGCUUCAGGGGGUUUUAAAGACAGAUCUGAGCGGCCUGGGUGUGCCGGUGACACCUUAUCCUCUCCUCCACACCCUGAAGGCUCCACACUCUCAGGGCUGAGUUUCACACCUGCAGAGAGCAGAACAAGAGCGCUGGUGAAAUUUUAAUACGGCAGAGAAACUCAAGAUAACUUAGAUGAUCGGUUUAUGAAAUAUUCAGCAUGUGAAGAGCGGGACUCAUCCUGUCACAGCGCUCAAUAACCUGUCUGUGGUCGUUCGGGCCUCUGGAGACGUUUUCAGGGGACAGUUUUCCAGAGAGACGACUUUAGACUGUUUUUAUUCACCUUCUUCCUCCAUGUUCAGGGUCCGUGUUUGACCCGGGUCUAAAAUCAGCUGUAAAUUCAAAACAGUUCUCUAUCAUCCACUUUGGUUCUCAUCUCUAGGUUACCUUGUUCGGCCUCAUUAUCCAUGAAAAUAUUGAUUAUAAUAUUUUUUUGUUGUGGUCCUCAUACAGACAUCUGUACUGAACUGAUCUCACAUGUCUGGACAUGUCUGAUGUUGUUUUUUGUGCAGGAAAAUCAUGAAAAAACGAUGAUUGGAAAAGGAUCUGACUAUUGAUCUGACUGUCACUGUCCGAUCUAAGCGGGUCAACAGCGACUCGAACACGACAAGUGACAUAAUCUUAAUAAGAGCAUUUUAUAAUUUAGUCAAUUUAAUUAUUUUUUUAUUUCAUUGAAACAGAUUCCUGACAAAGUCAAAGAGUUGAUGCAAAAAAACUAAUUUAACCCUUUAAUGCCUUUUUCUAUCAUACUUGAUACUUUUAUAAACUUCCAUCAAAUCAAUAUGAUCAACAAAUUACCAAAAAAAAAAAACACCUGAAUACAGUCUGAUAAAUGAUAAAAAUAUACUCUUGUAGUUUAUCAGUUUCCAGAAACAUCUAAUGAAUCAAACCAGAUAAAUAAAUAUAUUUGUUAAAUUUUAAGGACAUUUUGAUUUUGUUUUUUAGUAGUAAAUGAAAUAAACAUUUCAGCUCAAAAAAAAUUGAAUUUUUUGGUCAUAAUUUGUGUUUUCAGGUAUUAAAGGGUUAAGUGGUUCUUUUAAGCAUUUACGAACACAGGAGGAGGUUAAACAUCAUUAGUGUUGUGUCGUUUGUGAACGAUUCGCUCAAAAGAACCGAAUCUUUUAAGUGAACGUACUGAACCGAAUCACUUCCUUGGGUGAUUUGUUCGUUUCUCACUUCAGUUGGGAGGGAAAGGUGCAUGUUCAGUGUGAAUCUCUCACUGACUCCAAUUAUUUUAGCAGACCUGGUAAAUAUCAGACCAUAGGACACUUAAAACAUCAUGACUAAUAAACAAGUUCAUUUUUACAAACCUGUUUGUCAAAGAAACACAGACAAACACUCUCGUCUCUUGGUCCCAGAAGCUGAAUCCUGAACGUUCAGCUGUGUUUCAGUUCAGGAGGUCAGAGUCGCAGGCUCUUCCCGCUAAAUGAUUUGUUGAUUUGAUGAACGAAUCUUUUAAACGAAUCUAUUUAGUGAUUCAGUCCAUCUUAAAGAACUGCCGUGCCCAUCACUGAACACCCUCAGGUCUCUAAUCUGAGAGUUUUUCGUGUCGUCUCUGUCCCACAGGUCCUCGGGGUGACCAGCAGGGAGCUGAUCCCUAAAGGGACACGCUUCGGCCCUCUGAUUGGAGAGAUCUACUCCAAUGAGACUCUGCUGAGAGACGCCAACAGGAAGUAUUUCUGGAGGGUAAGAGAGCCGUGGGUAUCGAAGUGGGUCUCUGGAUCCUGUUCUUGCGUGUGUGUGUGUGUGUGUGUGUUUGAAACGGUUCACAUCCUGUACCUUCAUUUAGGGGCGUCGCUGUGGCACGAGUUAGCAGCUGUGGUCAACGUCUGACAUCCUGUGAAAGUAUGACUUUUCAAAAUGCAACCAGAUCACAAAGUAGAUGGAUGCUUGCCAGUUCUCUGUGUGGCUUUCUGAGGUCACACAUACACACACACACACACACACACACACACACACACACACACACACACACACACACACACACACACACACACAUACACACACACACACACACACACACAGCUGUUUGGUUUCAGUGACGCAGCGUUUCUCCUCUCUCUCGCCGUGGUAUCGCUGCCAGUAAAUAAAGCAUACGUACACAUGUCCGCACUUCUCCAGACUCACAAACUCUCACGCUGACUAAGCGAGCGAGGAAGUGGCUUUGAGCCUGAGAGCGGCUCGGGUACGAAGAAGAAACAUCGUCACCAUCAGGACAUCUUCUUCCAUGACACUCAGACGUCUGUGAGAUUCUUCAGUUUGGAGAAAAUCCUGCAACCAUAAAAACACAGACGGCCUGUUAGAUUUACAGCCGAGACUCGAACCGCAGAGAGAGAAGGAGCUGACAGUCAGAAAAAGCUGAGUCAGCUAAAAAUUUUAUUUUUUUUUUUUACUUAAUUUUUAUUACAUUUUUAAGCACAACAAAAAAGUGUAAACGAUAACGAUAUAUAUCAAAAAAUUAAUUUACCUUAAUAUCGAUAAAAAACAUGAUCAAUAUCCUUUUCAAUAGUCGUCAUUCUGACAUGUUUUGGUCGACUAUAUGAACAGCCAAUGAAAAGGGGAGUUUCUCCGGGUCUGAACCAAUCAUGUUCUGAAUUAGAAGGUGAGAAACAAAGAAAAUGAGUGCUACCCCCGACAGAAAUGACCAUGAAGGCUCAACAGAUGACCACAUCAAUGUCAACCACAACACUGGCGUUAGGAAAACGUCGGUGGUGUGGAGGUAUUUUGGUUUUUGGAGGUCGGACAUGAAGCAGAGUAAUGUGGACUGUAAAUUAUGUCGAGUACAUGUUCUCACAAAGUCGGGGAAUACCUCAAAUCUUUUUCACCACCUGAAGCAGCGCCACGCCGCAGAGCACGCGCAACGCCAAAGGUUACAAACCCCGAGAGGAGCGAGGAGCCGAAACAGACGACCAUUCAGUCGGUUCUGAUGGUUCUAGACUCAAUAAGAUGUUGAAGAUGUUUUAUUUUUCUGACCUCCUGUCCAAACCUUCAGACAUUACUCCCUGUAUCGAGGGAUCUUCAUUUUAAAAACCUCCGUCUAAAACACUCUUGAUUUAGGGCGGAGCCUAAAUAUGUGGGUGUGGUUAUCUAUUUGGGCUCUGCAGUUUCUCCAACAUGAACUGGGAUAUUGUGGACCCAUCUUUGACUCUAUCUCUGCUGUUCUGAAAUAUCGAGUUAUUAUUUUCCAUCUGAAUUCCCUCCAUGUAUUCCAGUUUAUAACCUGAUGUGCUUCAGUAAAUACUCUGUACCGAUCCUCCUCAGAAACGUGGAUGUUGGCCUCCACCUCCCUUCUCUCCUUUGUUUUUAAAGAGUUAUUUGGAUCCAUAGAUAAUAAGAGUUUGUUGUUUAUAUUUUGUAAAUUAUUGUUUUUUCUCCCUCUCUAUUUUAUUUUCCCAUCAGGUACUUUUCUCCAGGUGUAGGUUUUGUGAGUUGAUCCCGUUUCUUGAGAGUCGUCAGAGAGGUUCUCAGUGUUAAAGAGGGUUUUAAAGGUCAGCAGAUGCAGAGAUGAUUCUUCUGCAGAGAGGCUCAGUGGGCGUGAUGGUUUAUAACCAGUACUACAGUCCAGUCAUACAGAGAGAGACGCGCUCUGGCAGCUGUGGCUGACUCUUGUUAUGUCAGCUGAAAGAACAUACACGAGUUCCCAUCAUCAAGAGUGAGAUCACGGUUUCAGAUCCAGAUCACAGAUCUAAUUCAGGCGCCUCACCGCUCUCUUCUCUAGGUCUUCUCUGGAGGGUUUUUUCACCACAUCCUGGACGGUCUGAACGAGGAGCGCAGCAACUGGAUGCGGUUUGUGAACCCGGCCCGAACCGUGGAGGAGCAGAACCUGGUGGCCUGUCAGAACGGUCUGGAGAUCUACUUCUACACCGUUAAAGCUCUUCAGCCGGGUCAGGAGCUCCUGGUGUGGUACUGCCAUGAGUUCGCCCAGCGCUGUAACUACCCCCCGCUGGGACAACUGGCCAUGGACGGUCCAGGUGAGUCUCUGUCCUGAACCUGCACGCCUGAAAAUGUCCGAAAUUUAUCCAAGUUUUCUGGAGUUCUUAGUUCACACAUGAAGUUAAAGAUGGAGGAUCAGUUUCAUACAGAGACCUUCGCCAUGAUGACGACUUUUGCAUUUGUAUUAGCGAGAGCAGAUGAUGUUCUCCGUCAAACUCUGGUGAUGACAGGAAAAAGUCCCGUCAAAAUCAGGAGGAACAUGUCGGCUGUUUGUGUUCACACAUGCAGCUCAGAAAUUCAGGAAGUUUUUAGUUUGAUUUUUGUGGGAGUUCAGGAGACAUUAGGUCUGAAUUAUUGUGAGAUUAUUGUUGGAGAGCUGGAUUUGGAUUCAUGUCACAAGCAUGACUAACCUGGGAUUUCCACCGCAUUUAAAACGGUGCCGAUUUUCGCCGUCCGCCAAUUCCUACCGGAUCCAUUUGUGAGGCGAAUUUCAUGGUGGAUUACAGACAGCAGGAAUCGCAAGAACUCACAAGAACCUGCAGAUUCACGUUCAAUCACGCGAUAACAAGUUGUCUCUCUAAAGACAGACACAUAGACAUAUAAGCAGUAGAUUGUGUCCUUCCAGAGGAGGAAAUCUACUUCUAGACUUCUAGAAUCAGCAUCUCCUCAUCCAUGGUGUCAUCGGGGUGAAAUGACGUCUAAAAACCUUUCACUUGUUCGUCUCCGCCCGUUUGCAUGGUGUGAAAUACGAUCCUCCUGAAACACGGAGUGUUUUAUUUUGAAAAGAAGCCGGAUGUUUUAUUUUGUGUCUGUGCCCGACUUCCUUUCCAGCACGGGUUAAUCUGUGCUGAAUUUAUCUGGAGUCCGGCGAUCCUCAGAGGAACGGAAAGAAGUCGGUGUAAAUUGACACGUUAACUUGAAUGGUUACGAUCAGCUACGAUCGGAGGAUACGACCUUUUAGUAGAUACGGAUACAAAUACAGUUCCUUUCAAAAUAAAAGCAUGAUCGGUCCUUUCUGUCACUUGUUUCUGUGCAACGCUGCAGCUAAGAUAUACUGUUUACUGUUGGAUUGUGGGAAAUAUUUCUCUGAGCUGGCGUCCUUUGAAACAUGGUCCCUCUCUGAUUAGACCGGCCCUGACUCCCCUAUAGUCCCCCAUCAGCUCCACCUGUCAGAGCGAGGCGGACAGGUGAUCCGGUAAACUGUCUGGUAGAAAAGCAGCUGAAGGCUCCUAAUCAAAGCCCAGACCGUCUGACAGUCCCUUUGUCCCGGUCUUUAAGAAGUCUCUCGGUCACACCCACAGUCCUUUUGUUUGAAGAGGACACAAUGGAGAGCGGUUGAGUCCUGAAAUCAGACCGGGUCUGACUCCGGGUAGAACCAUAGUACCUGAGGAAGACGAGCCCGUUCCCAGGACUGCGGGCCACGUUUCCCUUUUCUCUAACACAGCCAGCAGCUCUCUGACACACAAAGCAUUCGGCUUUCAUUCACAAACACAAAGAGGCCGAGCCCUCACACACGCACCACAACGCUCAUUCAUGCACACGCUCCUGCACGCGCUCACUCGCGAGAGGCGGCCCGGGGUGCUGACAGUAUUCUGGCACCGGUCCUCUUAUUUAUUCGGCUCUUAAGGAGGAAGAGAGGUGGGAAGCGCUCCAGUGACUACUUCAACUUCCUGAGGAGGCGACCCGCUGACAGACGGAGAUCUCACUGAGAGUCCGUGUUUGUUUGUGAGAGCUGAGGGGGGAGAUAAGGGUGGGUGUGAGUGAGUGAGUGUGGGUGAGGUGAACAUGCACACCCCUGUAGUUUGACUUCCUGUGAAGCUGACCCCCCCAUGAUGAGAGUUGAAGGAUGCUCCACAGUAAAGUCCAGAUUCAGGUCUACGUUUCGAGUCUGUGACCUGAGCACAAAGACGUGAAUGUGAAGGUCGAUGUGCGGCUCCUGGGAUGAUUCACGACCGUGUGGUUGUGAUCUGUGGUGAAUCACUUCCUGUCAGAUAAAAACACACAUAUGUACGUUUAUUUUUGACACGUUUGCAUCCUGCCUGCUUACGACGUAAAACAACUUCCCCUUAAAGGUGGAGAAGGCAGGAAAACGUUAAAGAAGCUUUUUAUCUUGUGGUUUUAAUACAAAAACUCUUCUAAUAUCAGUCAAUAGUUAUUAGUUAUUGAUUAUUUGGUAAUAUAUCGAUAUCUCUGUGUUCUCUUAUGUCUGUGUCGUCAACAUUUGAACAUUUUUGAGCGGUCCGCUCUUUCUGACUGUAAACAAAGCCGUUCUCCACCUCCUCUAACCUGAUUGGUUGUGAGGCAGACGCUGCUCCCCCGUGUCGUUCAGGAGCCCAAACAAAGUUAGCGUGCUACAAUAUCGGACAGUAGAAACCAACCAGAAAGUUCGGAAAAUUGUCUGAAUCCUCCUUUGGCCACGACUGCCGACACAAGCAAGAAAACAGUCAAACAUAAACAGUCAGCAAGAAAACAGUCAACAAGAAAACAAUCAACAGGAAAACGGUCAACACCAAAACAGUCAAAAAAAACAGUCAACAAGAAAACAGUCAACAAGAAAACAGUCAGCAAGAAAACAGUCAGCAAGAAAACAGUCAAAAAGAAAAAAGUCAACACCAAAACAGUCAACAAGAAAACAGUCAAAAAGAAAAAAGUCAACACCAAAACGGUCAGCAAGAAAACAGUCAGCAAGAAAACAGUCAACAAGAAAACAGUCAGCAAGAAAAGAGUCAACAAGAAAACAGUCAGCAAGAAAACAGUCAACAAGAAAACAGUCAACAAGAAAACAGUCAGCAAGAAAACGUCAACUAUAAUCAGUCAACAAGAAAACAGUCAGCAAGAAAACAGUCAACCAUAAUCAGUCAACAAGAAAACAGUCAGCAAGAAAACAGUCAACAAGAAAACAGUCAACAAGAAAACAGUCAACAAGAAAACAGUGCUCCCCCGUGUCGUUCAGGAGCCCAAACAAAGUUAGCAAGAAAACAGUCAACAAGAAAACAGUCAACAAGAAAACAGUCAGCAAGAAAACAGUCAACAAGAAAACAGUCAGCAAGAAAACAGUCAGCAAGAAAACAGUCAACCAUAAUCAGUCAACAAGAAAACAGUGCCGACACAAGCAAGAAAACAAAGUAAAUACCGGAGACUCUGGAGGAAUAACGGGCGCUUAAAACGGAGGUAGACCGGACAAGAGCUAAAAAGCCGGGUCAACAUAAACGAUGGGGGACGCUUGGGGAUCUUGGUGACCCUGUAACCUUUCUGCUGGACAGGUAAACCGCUUUAACAAAGUAAGACAAGUGUCUGUAACAGAAGUGUUUCUUGUCAAACGGACCUGCUGUAGCGUGUUGUAGCGCCAUCGCUAAACUGUCCUCCCUCGGGUCCUGGACUAUGUCACUUUAUCCUCGUUGUAGAAGUCCUGCAAACAUUGUGUUUGCUGGUAGUCUGUUGGCAUCUACAGUAGCACCGAUGUCUCCUCAUGUGUCUGAGUCUCUGGGACCGUCCCUUCUGCUCUCAGUUUAAACACGGUUCCUCUUCUGGUUCUGAUGAGUUUCUUUCCUCCACAGAUCAGAGUCCAGCUGAGAAGACCGCGGGGAAACGAGGACACAGCGUCUCUGAAAUCCUCCGAGAUGAACUCAGCAAACCUCCGACGACUACCGCCACACGUGUGGACCUCCCUCCAGUUUUCCCUCUGUGUCCCCGUGUCGUCUACCCGAUCCAGACCCGCUCAGAGCCCAGAUAUGUCUCUCUACCGUCCCUGCAGUCCUGCAGUCCUCCAGCCGCCAAAAGACCGUCUCUCAGCAGUCCUGUCCCCUCCAGUUUGCACUUCAACUUCCAGCACAGUCAGGGAGCGGUUCAUCCCAAACCUUACCAAGAACCCUCUGGUCCUGACCGGGUCCAUCCCGCCCUGAGGCGUCCUCCCUACCUGUCGCCUCACUACUCCCUCGGCCUUCUACCUCACUCGUACCCUCUCUACGGCGAGGGACUCAAACCCAACUUGGCGGCGUUCUCGUCUCCUCUGCUGCCGUUCAGUCAUUACGCCACUUUCCUCCAUCCUCUGACCAGCAGAUACAAAGACCUGACACUUGUACUCUCCAACACCAAACAAGACCCCGUUUUUUCACCGACCAGGGACCACAAAGACCACAGAGACCACAAAGACCACAAAGACCUCAUACUGGAACGAACAAACUACCUCAGGGUCCCCUCAGAUGACCUCGGAGCGUUCAAGCCCACAGACCCUGAUGUACCUGCAACAUCCGGAGCGUCAUCCAUGAUCGCCUUACAGAGUCACAGAGCGCUGCCCUCUCUGUCGCCUGGAGGAUGUUCACCACCGGUGGGCAGACCCGCCUUUUCGGACCCCCGUCCUUCCAAACCCACCCCCGCCACUCGGAGCAACACAGAUCAUGCAGUGGACCUCAGGAAGACCAAACAAGGGGGACAGAUGAUCGGCUACAAGACCCUGUCCUACCCCCUCGCCAGGCAGAACGGGAAGAUCCGCUAUGAGUGCAACGUCUGUGGGAAGGUCUUUGGGCAGCUGUCCAACCUCAAGGUUAGUUCCUUCACCGCGGCGCUCUUACUCAACACUGACAGCCGCCUGAGAAUCACAGAAAUCUGAGUUUCCCACACAGAGAGCAGCAGAAACGUUUCAACUCUUCAGUUUUUAUCUUUUUAUAAAAUCAGGAAUUUAGAGGAUUCUGCAGAGACUGAGACACGGUCUGAGGGGGAUCAGAGACAGAGGUUCGACUGUGUAUGAGUGCAGAGAUGGAUGUUGUCGACCGCUUACUUCUCUAGUUAUAGUUUCUACUGGCUCUGGUGCCGUACGCCAGGUACUCCCCGUCCUCAGAGAACGCAUAACCUUAAAAAUCAGAAAGGUGACAGAUGACGCGGUUUAAGGCUGUGAGCGGACAGGAAGUGAUCACAGCUGGUCUGAAGAUUUAAUGAAGAUUUAAGAGCCAUCAACAACUUCACUAAAGAGCAACUUUUCAAUCAAUAUUUAUGAGUAAAAUAUAUGUUUUAUAUUUAAAAAAAAGGUUUAAAAAUGAUUUAUAUUUUAAUAUUUAUGAACACUUUUCUGCAUGUCUAUUUUUGGGGCUGGAUGGAGCUAAAAUACGGAAAUCGGCCCGACAGAAAGAAUCUAAAUGCAACAAAAUCUGUUUUACUUCUCAUCAUUGACAUGGCCAAUAUCUAUUUAUUAGAAAAUAAAUCAUCUAGGUCAUUUAUAUGGGAAAUAUUGGGAUUUUGUGUUUUUUACCGUUAAAAGUAACAAUGACAUGGUGCAAAAUAACUGUCAUAAAAAGGCUAAAACAUUAUUAUUAUUGUUUUUUAAUGGUCAGGGCUGAAGUUGUUUAAGAGAUAUGAGUCGAAAAAAGUAAGAAAAAAAAUUUUAAAAUUAUUUUUUUAUGAACACUUUUCUGCAUGUCCGUUUUGGGGGCAAAGGAGGCUGGAUGGAGCUUCAAAUUAACAGGAACUGAUGGUUAAGAAAACCAAAUAACCCUGAAUUAAUUUUAGCCGGAAUAUCCCUUUAAAUAAAAACCCUCUGAACACCUGAAAUCAUUAAAAAACAAACUCGGCUGAUAAAAGGUUGAAUGGAUUGUUGACAUGAAUACAGAAAGCUGACGUGUUUCUCACAGAAUAUCUCUCUCUGUCUCUCAGGUUCACCUGCGUGUUCACAGCGGGGAGCGCCCCUUCAGGUGUCAGACCUGCAACAAGAACUUCACCCAGCUGGCCCACCUGCAGAAACACUACCUGGUUCACACAGGAGAGAAACCACAUGAAUGCAAGGUGAAGCAGCGAGUCAGACAAACGUUUCGGUAUCGUUUCUGGACAUUUUCACAACUUUCAUGCAAACUUGCAGCUCGACAAAAGACAGGAAAAACAGCGAACAGCUGAAAACCACAUGACACACCUCAGAGCGAACGGACAUGACAAAUCUUUCUCUUUCUCUUUCUCUAAAUAUAAGAACCAAAGUGUGAAAAACCACGAUUCAACAAGUUCCUCAAAGGUUAUUUCUUGACCUUCUCAGUGACGGUCUGAUGGUGUAGAAGAUCUAAAGUCCUCCUGUCCCUCAAAGCUGAAGGUCCAGGUUCCUAAACGUUGUUUCUGUUUCGUUGCAGGUCUGCCAUAAACGAUUCAGCAGCACUAGUAACCUGAAGACCCACCAGAGGCUCCACUCUGGAGAACGGCCCUAUCAGUGCAAACUCUGCUCGGCCCGCUUCACGCAGUUCGUCCACCUCAAGCUCCACAAACGCCUCCACAGCGGCGAGCGACCUCACCGCUGUCCUCGCUGCCCCUGCGCCUACCUCCACCACUGCAGCCUCCAGGUGCAUCUCCAGGGCUUCUGCCCGCUCUCCCCCUCGGCCUCCCGGAGACACACGCUGGAGGAGCUGCACAGAGUCAACUCUGAGAUCGAGAGGUUUGAUAUCAGCGAGACAGCGGAGCAGCUGGAGGCCAUGGCUGCAGAAGCAGAGGAGGACAAAGGAGACAUGCUUGGAUUAAUAAAGACGAUGGAGACAUCAGGACAUAAAAAGGAGCUCAGAGAGGAGGAAGAGCUGAACCUCUACAAGCCCUCAAAGAGCAGAGAAGUGCUGCAACACGGCAGGCCGCCUCUACCUCUGCAUGCAGCUAACAUCAAGCAGGAGAGCGGCUGCAUAUCAGAGCCCUGA